AUGGCGCGGCGAAGACGAACAAGGCGAGGAAGCCUAAAAGACUUGAUCGAUGCUGGUCUUUUGGAAGUUGACGAAGAGUUGACGUCUGAGCCGCGCAAGGGAGAGCGAUAUACUUCAACACUCGCCGCCGAUGGCUCAAUAAUAUACGAAGGGGAAUCAUUUCCAAAUCCCUCGAACUGGGUGCUGCAUGUGGCAGGCAAUCCGCGAAAUGGAUGGGAUUUUGUUACAGCGAGGGAGCAAAAGCUAGAUUUCUAUAGAAAACAGUUUGAGGAUGGAAUAGAGCCACCACAAGAAAGCCAGCCGGCCAUAGUAAAGCCUGAACCUGUUCAGGAUGUGCCUCAAAACUACACUCGUCCCGCCGAUGCAGAUAGUCUGCAAUCAGAAUUGAAUGGCCUGAAAUUGCAGAUAGCUAAUCAGCAGUCAGCAAUAGCAAGUCUGAAUGCCAAGAUAGAGAACCUGUCCAUUGCAUCACCUGACGAUGAUACGGAAGAUGACAUCAUCAGGAACUUGCGCGAUCGAGUAAUGAAACUGGAGCCGGAUGAAUUCGAGAGACUGAUUGGCGAAUAUCUGAAAUACAAGGGUUUCUCAAAUGUUGUUGUAAGCGGUCGUUCCGGCGAUGGUGGUAUUGAUGGAGAAUGUGGAAUACCUUUCAUAAAUAUCAGAGUUGCUUUUCAGGCCAAGCGGUACCAAGUCGGAAGCAAUGUUGGUAGUCCGCCUGUACAGCAGUUACAAGGAAGUAUGCGCGGUCAUUUUGACAGAGGGUUGUUUAUUACAACUUCAGACUUCACUAUGCCAGCAAGAGGAUGGGUUGAAGAAGCGAAGGCACAAAUAACCUUGAUUAACGGCGAUGAACUGCUGAAAGAGAUGGUAAGUUUGGACUUGGGAGUGAAGGCUGUCACAGUUGUUAGGCACGAAUGGACGAGGGCUUCUUCGCCGAUUUGGAGAACAAACAAUGACACUAAUUCAAGAGACAACAGAAGGGGAGCGACUCGCUAG
Geodia barretti is the source of this 996-nucleotide messenger RNA. The record is from the annotation of a GenBank genome assembly. NCBI's taxonomy places the organism in Eukaryota, Metazoa, Porifera, Demospongiae, Tetractinellida, Geodiidae.